This is a messenger RNA of Caenorhabditis angaria, 1829 nucleotides long. NCBI's taxonomy places the organism in Eukaryota, Metazoa, Nematoda, Chromadorea, Rhabditida, Rhabditidae. The record is from the annotation of a GenBank genome assembly.
AUGAGAAGUUCAAAAACUUCUCGACGAGCAGCUCCAAAGACGGCACCAACAUCCGUUUGUUAUUGUAAUGGAAAUAGAGAACUUGGAACAAUUGAAAUUGUCUGCUCUCAAUGUUUGAAAUGGUUUCAUUCUCGUUGUUUGAAAGAAUUGUCGGAGUUGUAAGCUUAAUUGAUUAGUUCUUUUCAUAAUAAUUGUAUUUAAAUGUUUUAGGAAUGGUAUUCCUUUCAUGAUAUGCUAUACAUUCACCUGCAAAGAAUGCCGACCAGCAUCAGAAGAUUGGAAAGUGAAAAAAGCGGAUCUUGUUCACAUGUGUGUGACAGUUUUUGCUAAUUUAUCUGCUGAAAAACUAAAAGAAAAUGAUAAAUUAUCUGUUGAUACCAUUCCAAGUGAUUACACUUAUCUCAGUAUAAAAGAUAAUGUUAUUCCGUAUAUGGAUUCAAAUUGGGAUAUGCUCACAGCUGUCAAAAAGAAGCCAACGUGGCAUCAAAAUUUGGUACCGACAUUGAUUAAAGAAAAAAAUAUUUUCAUUCAAAGCGGCUCGAAUCCUGAUCUUUUUGCUCUCGCUGAGAAAAAUUUAUCAUUACUGGGUCCUCUUCAUGAAUCAGUGAAAAUGAUUGGAAGAAAAGUUGUUGCGGCAAGCGCAAAAGAGGAGAAGCCGCCGAUUGAAUUACCGCCAAUCGAAGGUCCGAAAACAAGAGGAGCAAGUAAAAGAAGAAAUGCUGAAAAUCCACCAUCGGGAAAGAAACCAAAAAUGUGAGUAUUUAAAUAUGAAAUGAGAAAAAACACACGUAUGAGAAAUAAUAUUGUUUUUAGGGCAUCUGAUUUUUGUUCAAUGGCAAUAUCUGGUACCCAUGUUGAUGUUCCUUUUUCAAAAGAUAAUUAUCGAUAUUUGUUCUCGGAAAAAGAUCCACAUGUUGAAGCAGAUGAAGCUCCUGCAACAAUUUCAAAAGAUGGUUCAACAAUUAUAUCUUCACUUGGUCAAAGAAUUGUUAGUAUUCCUACAGUUGCCAUAUCUUCACAUGAUCGAGCUUAUCAAUUAUUAUAUGAGCAGAGUAGUCCAACUACAUGGACAAUAACAGGACACGAAGGAUAUGCAAUGGCAAGAUGUACACAUAGUGUUUCUGUUGGAACAUGGUAUUUCGAAGUAACAUUUGAUGAACAACCAAAUGAUUCCCAUAUUCGAAUUGGUUGGUCACAACCAUUUGCAGCUCUCCAAGCUUGUGUUGGUUAUAAUAAAUUCAGGUAUUCGUUCAUAUUCUUUUUUUUUUAAUGUUCCAAUAUUAAAUAUAUUUUCAGUUAUGGUUGGAGAAGUAAACAUGGAACUAAAUUUCACGAUGGACGAGGACAAACAUAUCAAAAACCAGGUUUUAAAGAAGGUGAUAUUCUUGGAUGUUUGAUACAUCUUCCAAGUGAUCCAAGUUUGCCUUCUGAAGUAUAUUUACCUCCAUCGCACAAAGACGAUUAUCUUAUAAACUUCAAAGGACAUUAUUUUUUCGAAGUCAAUGAUGUGCCCACAGAAGAAGCGAAAAAAUUGAGGGUUUUAGAAGGAAGCAGAGUAAGUUAGACAAUUUUUGAAACCUAAAAACUUCAAUAAUUUUUUACAGAUCGAGUUUUUUUUGAAUGGUAAAUCAUGCGGGACAGCUUAUGAAAAUAUUUAUGCCGGUCAUUAUUUCCCAGCAGUUUCAUUAUUUCAUCGAGCAAAAGUAACUGUCAAUUUCGGGCCAAAAUUCAAGAAUUUGCCGAAAUUAGCGAAUGGUAUGCAUUUGCGAGCUGAUCAACAACAUCACGAACAAACGCUGAGCGAUAUUUUACAUAUAGUUUCAAAAUGA